AACGCUUUCUUGGACAAUGUGCCCCACCAUUACCUAUUCUAUUGGUAGCAUUUCUCGACUGCUUUCCCUUCUGUAACAUUUCUCUUCUCUUCUCUUCCGACUGACAAAUCCCAAAUGGGUGGCUGUUUCAGCAAGAAGAAAGCCUCCUCCUCUCAUCACAACUCUCAGCCUCAGGCUGCUGCGCUUCCUAUUUCUUCAGCACUAGCACCAUUAGCGGCGGAGACCAGCUUAAAAACGGGAAGUGAGCCCAAGAUUUACAAGGUAGAUGAAGAAGAACAAGUUGAGAAUGCAAGCCAACAAGAAGAGAGCUUCGUGAAGAAGGAGAUAUUCGUCAUAAAACACAGAAAGAGCCAUGACAGAGACAGACGCUCCCCUCCUCCGCAAAACGCGCCACAUUCAGCCGAAAACGAGUCUGCUUCCUCUGCCUCCGCCUCCGCCUCUGCCGAAGGAGGCAUCUGCAACAUCAAUACUGCGGUGAGGACGUCCAGCUGCACUAAAGAGGAAGUAGAUGCCAUUUUGAUACAGUGCGGAAGGCUUAGCAGAAGCAACUCCUCCGGAAAGACCCUUUCUUCUUCCAAGAAGUACUCCGGUUCCAAGCGAAGUUACGAUUUUGAUAACGAAAACGACAAUGAUAUUGGCGUUGCCUCUACUGAUUAUGGUUCGAGGAAGAAAGGGAAUGAUGGUUUAUGCGAAGAUGACCGCCCACGCCACCGGCAAUCAAGUAGGUCUUCUUCUCAAGGAAGGAGGAGGACUCCCAGCAGAGAAAGAGAGCCGCACCAGCAACGCUCCGGAAGUAGAGAAAGAGGUAGCAGCAGCGGAGGAAGACGAGUAAGCCGAUCCCCGGGAAGAAGAUCAGAAAACACUCACGCCACCCUUGUUAGCAAUGGUGCAAAUAAUGCCACUAAUAGGCCUGGAAAGAUUGUCUCUGUUCCAGCAACUGUUUCGUCAUUGGUAAUUGAUAAGAGCAGCAAUGGUUUAGAAGCUGCCACAACUACUACUGCCAAUUCCAUCAAAAGGAUCUCUGUGAAGAGGAAUGUUGGAGUUGGAGAGGCGGCUGUAGGUGUAGGCUCAAGGACCGCUGCUUCACCUCGCUCUCAAUCCCCUGCAAGGACAAAUCCAAAUGCUAAUAAUGUGAAAGGCUGCAAUGAGAAUCAGCAACAGAAUCAGCAACAGCCAACACUUAGUCGCAGCUCCUCAAGGAAAGCAGAGCAUUCGCCUUAUAGAAGAAACCCAUUGAGUGAGAUUGAUCCCAACUCGCUUGCAUAUCCACAAUCGGCCGCCAACAAGAAUUCCUGCUGCAUCAACAAGGGACAAGGAGGGAUGAAGGAAUCCACCAAUGUAAUUACUCAGAAAUCGAAUGUUGUUCAAGGUAGUAAUCAUAAAGCAGGCAGCAUUGGUACAGUGGAUAACAUGGUUGUAAAUGUGAAUACUACAACAAUGGAGCCAAGGAUGGCUGAAGAGGUGAAGACACAACCAUCAAACGCUGGAGCUGAAAUUCUGAAACCUCAAUCAUUGACGAGAAGCAGAUCCUCUAGGCGAUCACGGGACCUGGACCUGAAUCCAGAAACUUUGUCAAAUCCUAUCCCAUCGUCAUAUACCACGCUAUUGCUUGAAGACAUCCAAAAUUUUCACCAAACCAACAAUCCCCCUUCAUUCUCACUGCCACCAUGCGUCAGCAAGGCCUGCUCCAUCCUGGAAGCAGUUGCUGACCUCAACUCCACUACAAGCUCCAACCUCUCUAAUGCAUUCUCUGAGGAUAGAAAAGGUUUGUCGACAGAUGAGUCAAACAAGAAUCGCUACAACAUCACUGUUGGGAGGAAAAUGACAGAAACCAGAGAUCCUUUUGUUGAAUCUGAGGUAAUUGGCAGUGAUGAUCUGAUGGAGCCAAGUUUUCACAAGUAUGUGACAGUGAGGAGAGGUGGCGUGGAUACGGAGGAGCAAGAAUCAUCAGGCAGCAACAGCUUUGUGGGCAAUGGGCAGCAGCAUUGGGGCUUUUCUUCGUCCUCAUGGGAACCCAAUUCAGCUGAUUCAACGGAUCGCUGGACUUCAAGGACAAAAGGUAGAGAAGAGGAUUACAGUGUUCCCCUUGGACUCCAGAGGCGUGCCCUGGCUGAAUCAGGCAGUGACAUAAAAAAUAGUACUAGAAAAGGAUUGACCGGAAGCAGGCAAUCUGAUAACCAACACGCAGGUGGCAAGACUCGGGCUGGUACAGGUCUUCACUCAAUUCCUUUUGCUGCUGCAGCGGCUUCAACAUAAAAACCACGAUUACGUUUUUACCCUUUCAAGUUGUAGUUUUCAGUUCCGAACUUUCUUUGUAUUGGUUGCAUAUCUACAACCACUUUUACUGCUCUAAUUAUUUGAAUCCAUGCAUCUUUGAAGUUUGCUCUUAUUUUCACACAACCAAUCCGAAUCCUUUCUUCAUUUAAAUUGUAACUUGAAAAUAAAAAAUACAUUAGCAUAAUAUAU
Durio zibethinus is the source of this 2466-nucleotide messenger RNA. RefSeq lists its product as uncharacterized. Lineage: Eukaryota; Viridiplantae; Streptophyta; Magnoliopsida; Malvales; Malvaceae. The record is from RefSeq and is a predicted model, not a curated record.